Carcharodon carcharias (great white shark) is the source of this 1771-nucleotide messenger RNA. Its product is annotated as gastrula zinc finger protein XlCGF8.2DB-like. The record is from RefSeq and is a predicted model, not a curated record. The coding region runs from base 436 to 1602 and encodes 388 amino acids. The transcript is spliced from 2 exons. Lineage: Eukaryota; Metazoa; Chordata; Chondrichthyes; Lamniformes; Lamnidae. Gene Ontology annotation, biological process: regulation of transcription by RNA polymerase II. Gene Ontology annotation, cellular component: nucleus. Gene Ontology annotation, molecular function: RNA polymerase II cis-regulatory region sequence-specific DNA binding; DNA-binding transcription activator activity, RNA polymerase II-specific.
AUAGCCUUGACUUUCACAUCUCUCAGAGCCACCUUACCAUGUCCAGUGGUAUGGCCUAGGAUAUUACACUGGAAGGAUUUGCAGACAGGAAACACAAACCAAGCACCAUAUCGAAAUCGGACAGCGCCGCUCGAUUCAUCGGGACCCGAACAUCAUCGGCCUUUGAAUGUAGGGAGAGAGCUGUGUGUCUGUUCUGUCUGCUUCAAAAGGCUCUAAACAUCAGCGUGACUGGAAAAGCACCGAGACUCACACACACACACCCGAGUGAGAGUGUUUCAGUGCACGGACUGUGGAAAGAACCUUAACCAGUUACACAGCCUGAACAAAACAACGCACCCUUCACGGCGGGGAGGGACCGUACACGUGUCCUGUGCGAGGACGAGGCUUCAACUGAUCGUCCCCAACCUGGAGGAACACAAGGACGCCCGCACCACCAUGCAGAAAAACUGGAAGUGCGGGGACUGCGGGAAGGGAUUCAAAGCCCCAUCUGAGCUGGAGAUUCACCGACGCAGCCACACCGGGGAGAGGCCGUUCGCCUGCUUUGAGUGCGGGAAGGGAUUCAAAGAUUCAUCCACGCUGCUGACACACCAGCGGGUUCACACCGGGGAGAGGCCGUUCACCUGCUCUGCGUGUGGGAAGGGAUUCACCGAGUCAUCCAGUCUGCUGAGACACCAAUGCGCUCACACCGGGGAGAGGCCGUUCACCUGCUCUGAAUGUGGGAAGGGAUUCACCCAGUCAUCCAACCUGCUGGCGCACCAGCGGGUUCACACCGGGGAGAGGCCAUUCACCUGCUCCGUGUGCGGGAAGGGAUUCACUGAGUCAUCCGGUCUGCUGAGACACAGACGCACUCACACUGGGGAGAGGCCGUUCACCUGCUCCGAGUGCGGGAAGGGAUUCACUCAGUCAUCCCACCUGCUGAGACACCAGCGAGUUCACACUGGGGAGAGGCCGUUCACCUGCUCCACGUGUGGGAAGAGAUUCACUCAGUUGUCUAACCUGCUGACACAUCAGCGAUUUCACACUGGAGAGAGAUCGUUUACCUGCUCUGAGUGUGGGAAGGGGUUCAUGCAUUUAUCCACCCUGCUGGCCCACCAGCGAGCUCACACCGGAGAGAGGCCGUUCACCUGCUCCGUGUGUGGGAAAGGAUUCACUGACUCAUCCAGUCUGCUGAAACACCGACGUGCUCACACUGGGGAGAGGCCGUUCGCCUGCUCUGAGUGUGGGAAAAGAUUCGCUCAGUUAUACCACCUGCUGAGACACCAGCGGGUUCACACUGGAGAGAGUCCGUUCACCUGCCCCGAAUGCGGGAAGGGAUUCAGUGACACAUCAGGUCUGCUGACACACCGACGCAGUCACACUGGGGAGAGGCCGUUCGCCUGCUCUGAGUGUGGGAAAGGAUUCGCUCAGUUAUCCCACUUGCUGACACACCAGCGAGUUCACACUGGGGAGAGGCCGUUCACCUGCCCCGUGUGUGGGAAGGGAUUUGCCGAUUCAUCCAACCUGCUGAGACACCGGCGAGUUCACACUGAGGCGAGGCCAUUCACCAGCUCUGAAUGUGGGAAAGGUUUCAAUCAGUCAUCUAACCUACAGACACACCAGUGAGUUCAUACUGACCUUUUAGACGCUCUCACUGUGGGUGUUCAUUGUACCAAUUGAAUUUAUGCAUAUACAGAUGGAGGGCAUUGAUUGGAUGAUUACUUGAGUGUACAAAGAGAAGCUUACUGAUAUUAUGUGGAUAGGGUUAGGAGGUAUAUACCUGCAAAGUUUCACU